Messenger RNA from Mucor mucedo, 933 nucleotides. RefSeq lists its product as uncharacterized. The record is from RefSeq and is a predicted model, not a curated record. The coding region runs from base 1 to 933 and encodes 310 amino acids. NCBI's taxonomy places the organism in Eukaryota, Fungi, Mucoromycota, Mucoromycetes, Mucorales, Mucoraceae. The transcript is spliced from 5 exons.
AUGGAAUUGAAUUGUGCCACCGAAAUGUGUACAGGUUUAUCACUAGAGAAUCCAAUUCAAGUCAAGCUUUGCGUGAAAUUAUUAAAGUAUCAUACAUCUAAGGCGAUGAAAUAUUACGACAUCACUGACACUGAUGAAUACAUCCAAGUAGGAAAAACUACAGUCGAUUUGGAAGAUACAAUAUUUACUGGAACGAUGGAAAAAGAAGUGAAGGAAAAGGUGAUCAAUCUAAAGUCUGUCAAAUCCGUAGAUUCAGUGAAACUAUCCGAAGGGCUUUAUGCCGAAGGUUUCGUUUCUGAAAGCGAGGUUAUUUCAAUGAGAACACAAAGAAAGAUCAUUUCAAAACAAAACGUCUUUCUUGCGCUUUACAAACAUGACGAUGUGGCUGCACAAGCCUUACCACCUGGAGCAAACCGAAACAAUCCCAAUUCAAAAUCUCGAAUUACCAUCUCUCUUAGAGACACCAUCUUCAAACCACUGACUGAACUUAGAGACCAGAAACCUGCCAUUCAUCGUAACAGUAGUUAUAAACAUGCUAUGUUUUACUUUAUUGCAAAAGAAUUUUUAAACUUCAUACCUGAAUUUAAAAUAGCACGUCAUGCGCGUUUUUCUUUUGGUACAUGUUUCGGUACUCAUGCCACUGAUGACGGUCAGGGCGAAAUUAUCGAAGUCAUUUUGAAUGACCAAUCAGCUGUCGACAUUUCAGUAAAUAAUCCUAUUCUUAUUGGGCACGACAGAAAGUUUCACGUCACUCUCGCUGUCCCUCAGGAUAACAUCAUUUUGAAGGUCUAUCUUUCAAAAUUACCUUUCUUGCCAGUAGCCGAUCGGCACACCACGUUGGUCGACAAUUUUACUUGUUUCGGUAAUGUGAGAGACGUCACCAUUUAUUGUCGUGAAACGUCGAUGUCAUCGUUUCACUCAUCGGUGUUAUAA